Messenger RNA from Melampsora larici-populina 98AG31, 546 nucleotides. RefSeq lists its product as uncharacterized. The record is from RefSeq and is a predicted model, not a curated record. The transcript has a single exon. The coding region runs from base 59 to 325 and encodes 88 amino acids. NCBI's taxonomy places the organism in Eukaryota, Fungi, Basidiomycota, Pucciniomycetes, Pucciniales, Melampsoraceae.
GGAGUUGUUACGCGAUCAUCACAUCGACAGUUUCGAACAAUUCCUCUUUCCCGAACUUAUGAACAUCCGCGACGUGCUUGGAUUAGGGAUCUCUUGGGGGAUGGCUAUGAAAUUAUUUGCACAAAGUUGUCUUUUUUAUAAACAAAUCAAGAAAGAGAUUUCCACCUGUAAUCGUAUCAGCGCGCGCGAAGGUCCAUACCACCUUUUGAAGAAAGGGGCCACCUCAGGAGCCAGCGAAUCCAGUUCGAAUGCGCCUCAAGCUGGACCUAGCCAACUGCCCUACACGGGGCCACCUCAAGGUUCUGGUGCAGACUCUGUGCUUUAAACAGCUUGUCGCCAGUAUUGAAAGCGCUCUUUCAACAAGAUCUUUCACAAUUUAGGUUGUAUGAUUUCAUGUUAUUUUGGAUUGUGAGCUAUGAUGUUGUGCAACUUAUGCCUACCAACUUGUGUGUGCGCGCUCUUGUGAGCAUUUGUGGAUUUGUAAGACCUUGGUCUUUGUACAGGCAAUAUGCUAAUUGAAUAACAAUUAUGUUUGAUUUUGCCCCC